Messenger RNA from Meloidogyne enterolobii, 327 nucleotides. The record is from the annotation of a GenBank genome assembly. Lineage: Eukaryota; Metazoa; Nematoda; Chromadorea; Rhabditida; Meloidogynidae.
AUGUUAUCUGCACACCAAAAUUGUGUAAAUAAAGACCAAUUAUUGACGCUCCGAUUGGCUGCGCUACAGCAACGCUUUCCUAUUCCACAAGCUUUUGCCUUAGCUGGAGUUGGCGAAGAUUCCUUUGGACUUCAUCCCCAAAAUAAUUUACCACCUUCACUUCCUCUAAAUUUACUCACAGACCAAUUCUUCGUUAAUCAAAAUAAUAAUCUUCCCCAACAACCAAAAAGGAGUAUUUCUACUGUGCCUCAAGCAUCGACUACAACAGCAUCUGUCCCUUCUUCGCUAGAGACUGAUUCUUCUGCUGCUGCAAAUUUUGGUUUCUAA